CAUUCCAGUGAAUCUAUAGGGUCUGGAGAACAUGUAUUCCCAGCAGCCAAAACAUUUUGGUUCUCCUAGUACAUUAGCAAAGCUCAGCUUCUGUGCUGUCUUCUUGUUCUUGAUCUUUCCUCAUGCAGAGCCAUUUGAUCCACUUGAUCCCUUUGGGAACAUCACAAUAAAAUGGGAUGUUAUGUCUUGGACAGCUGAUGGAUAUGUGGCUGCGGUAACUAUGAACAACUUUCAAAUGUAUAGAGCCAUAAUGAGCCCAGGGUGGACUCUGGGGUGGUCAUGGGCUAAGAAAGAAGUGAUAUGGUCCAUUGUGGGAGCACAAGCCACAGAGCAAGGGGAUUGCUCCAAAUUCAAAGGGAAUGUGCCACACUGCUGCAAGAAGACCCCCACAAUUGUUGAUCUCCUCCCUGGUGUUCCAUAUAACCAACAGUUCUCCAACUGCUGCAAGGGUGGGGUGGUGGCCUCCUGGGGCGAAGACCCCUCGGCUUCUGUGUCGGCGUUUCAGGUGAGCGUCGGCCUAGCCGGCACCUCCAACAAGACCGUCAAGCUCCCCACCAACUUCACUCUCAUGGGUCCUGGCCCGGGCUACACUUGCGGCCCUGCAAAGAUCGUUCCCUCCACGGUCUUCCUCACCGCUGAUCGUAGACGAAAAACUCAAGCAUUGAUGACAUGGAAUGUGACAUGCACAUAUUCUCAGCUUCUGGUAUCAAGAUACUCUACCUGUUGCGUCUCCUUCUCCUCUUUCUACAACCAGACAAUUGUUCCCUGCCAACACUGCGCCUGUGGUUGCACCCACAAAAACUGCGUCAAGUCGAGUGACACGAAGAGGCUGAAAUCAGCGGGGAUUAACACCCCAAGGAAAGAUAAUGCAGCACUGUUGCAGUGCACUAAUCAUAUGUGUCCUAUAAGAGUGCAUUGGCAUGUGAAGAUCAAUUACAAGGAUUAUUGGAGAGUGAAGAUUGCUGUGACUAACUUCAACUACAAGAUGAACUACACCCAGUGGACUCUUGUGGCUCAGCACCCCAAUCUCAACAAUGUCACCCAAGUCUUCAGCUUCAACUACAAGCCUCUUGUCCCCUACCAAUCUAUAAAUGAUACGGGCAUGUUCUACGGCAUGAAGUUCUACAAUGACCUGUUAAUGGAAGCUGGGCCUAGUGGGAAUGUCCAGUCGGAGGUUCUCCUGAAGAAGGACAAGGAGACGUUUACGCUGAACCAGGGAUGGGCUUUUCCUCGCAGAAUAUACUUUAAUGGAGAUGAAUGCAAGCUCCCUCCUCCCGAUGCUUACCCACAUCUUCCAAACUCCGCCAUUAGAGGAUAUUAUUCAUCAUCUCCCUGCUCUAUGUUCUUGCUUUUCUUCAUUGUUGUGUCCAUUUUCUGUUCUUGAUUGCUUUUCUCGCAGCUUUAUGCGUAGUUUUUUGCAGCAGAGCAGAGAGCAGAGUGUCAUUUUAAAGAAUGCAUGUGAUAUGAAGAAUUAAAGAUGAUAUACUCAUUGUUCAAUGAAAUUGUCUUGGACAUAUUUGUUUGAUUUUUAUCCCAAUUCCAUAUAAUAUUCUUU
Ipomoea nil (Japanese morning glory) is the source of this 1555-nucleotide messenger RNA. RefSeq names its product COBRA-like protein 4. The transcript has 6 exons. Gene Ontology annotation, biological process: plant-type cell wall cellulose biosynthetic process; cellulose microfibril organization. Gene Ontology annotation, cellular component: plasma membrane. Lineage: Eukaryota; Viridiplantae; Streptophyta; Magnoliopsida; Solanales; Convolvulaceae. The coding region runs from base 32 to 1384 and encodes 450 amino acids. The record is from RefSeq and is a predicted model, not a curated record.